Messenger RNA from Cantharellus anzutake, 1947 nucleotides. RefSeq names its product phosphoesterase family-domain-containing protein. The transcript has 11 exons. Bases 368 to 1618 code for a protein of 416 amino acids. The record is from RefSeq and is a predicted model, not a curated record. Gene Ontology annotation, molecular function: hydrolase activity, acting on ester bonds. Lineage: Eukaryota; Fungi; Basidiomycota; Agaricomycetes; Cantharellales; Hydnaceae. Gene Ontology annotation, biological process: phospholipid catabolic process.
UUGACUCGAUCGAGCAUAGCAACGUUAUUCCAAGAUGGACGUGUGCGAUACAACCAAGGUGGGAAGUUGGAAUCGCUCGAAACGGGGACGCACAUGUGUGGAUGUUUCCUAAAGAGAGGCUGGUCACCUGCCUAGAUGUUUCCCAUAGUACUUGCGCUCGUUCGUCGCUAGACCAAUAUUCUGGGCCAGAACGAGAAGCUGUGUCCACACGUGCAUCGCUUCUGUAGCCAAAUGCCGCGCGCCAACUACGCGAGCUCAGGGAUUUAGUAGACGCUGGGAUCCUGCCUAGCUCAGGAACCCAUUGAAGGGUUGCUUCUCAUUUAUAGGGCAAUUACCCACCUCUACCCUCCCCAUCGUCGAGUGCCCAAUGUUAGCCACGCUCAUCCUACUGCUUGCGGCCCUCCCCAGUGUCGUCAUUGCAUCCUUGGCCAUCCCUUGGGUACCGCCAGCGCCAUGCCCGACUUGCUCAUCUCCCAACUACGUCGGAAAAAACAAUGGAACUUUGAAAAACGGGCGUUUCGUUAAAGGAAGAGCCUUUGAACGCGUCAUCCAGAUCUGGCUUGAGAACACUGACUAUAACACCGCGGUCACUAGUCCUUUCUUCCAAACCCUUGUUAAGGAGGGUAUCCUACUUUCUUCAUACUUCGCGGUCACGCAUCCGUCGGAGCCUAAUUACAUAGCGUCCAUCUCUGGUGAUUUCUAUGGUUUGGCCGAUGACAACAUCUAUCAUGUUCCGUCCAACAUCUCGACUAUCGUUGAUCUCCUUGAGAAAAAGAAGGUUUCAUGGGCCACCUACCAAGAGAACAUGCCCACGGACGCUUACCUUCUCAACUAUGCGUCCCAUAACUAUAACACUGGCUCUGGCACAUAUGGCUACUAUGUCCGCAAACACAAUGGUCCUGUUAUCCAUGAUGCCAUCUCGAACACAACCUCGCGUGCGCACCGCAUUCGUAAUUUCAACGACUUUGCAGCGGAUAUAAAUGCUAGCGCAUUACCCCAAUGGGUGUUUGUUACACCCAACAUGGUGAAUGAUGGCCAUGAUACGACGAUUGAUUAUAUUAGUCAAUGGUUGAAGUACUGGCUUGUUCCGCUAUUGAAAAACAAAAAAUUUAACGGUGGGCAUGGGACGGAUGGGACCCUUGUUGUCCUUACAUUUGAUGAAAAUGAUUACACCGAUCCGAAUAAAGUCUUCACCCUUCUGCUGGGCUCAGCCAUUCCGGCGCAUCUGAAGGGCACAGUCGACCAUACUUUCUACACACAUUAUUCCCUCCUCUCGACUGUUGAGGCAAACUGGCGUCUUGGUAACCUCGGACGCGGGGAUACAAAUCUCCCGUUGGCUAAUGUCUUUGACUUUGUCGCCAAGCGAGCGAAUGUCAAAAACGUACCUCCCCCCAAUCCGCUCCCUCUCACAAACCUAACAGGGGUCUACCCCGGUCCGCUCAACCCGAGCGCAUGGAUCCCAUUUGUUGCACCCGUUAAAUCACACCGGUUUGGGCAAACUUAUAUUCGACCUGGGAUGAAUUUGAGUGUGACGAAGCACACGAUUGGGCCACCGAUCAACAUUACAUAUGCGGAGAAUCCGUACGCUGGAACCGGGAACAUCAUUCCCUUGCACUAAACGGACAUUUUUGUUGCUUAUUUAUUCUAGCGAAGGCGUAAGAAGAACGCGGUAACGCAAGGCACCCAGUCUGAAGACCUGGACGCUCUUCCAGCACUGGGGCUGCAGGUGCUGACAUCAAUACGGACUUUGAAUUGUAGUAUAUUGCAACUACCUGUUACGUUGACGGUUGCACGAGUCGAACUUUGCUGCUCAGCAGCGAGAAGCUGGGAGGGUUCCUCAGACCGAUCCCAAGAAACAAUGUUGUAUUUAUUGCAUUUUUGACUGUGGAUGAGAGCCUGGGAUAUGAAACCUCAUCAAAGAGGCUUCAUAUCAUAACGUUACGUCCG